Molecule: messenger RNA, 320 nt
Organism: Insectozyma verbasci
Lineage: Eukaryota; Fungi; Ascomycota; Pichiomycetes; Serinales; Debaryomycetaceae
Source: the annotation of a GenBank genome assembly
AUGGGUAAAUUAAUUGGAGCACCGUAUGUUAUUUAGUUAUCAUUUUAUAAUUAUUUACUAACACUCAUUUUAGAAAAGGUCAAACUCGUUAUUAUGAUCCAAAGACUCAUCAAAUGACACCUGCGUUAUACAGAGUUAGAGCACCAUUUUUUUGGAGAAAUACAAUAGCUUUAUUUUUAUUAGGUCUGGUACCUGUUGGUAUUUAUUAUUAUACAUUUCAUAAAAUUGCAGAAGAUGAUUUUGCUGAUAUUCCAAUACCUCCAAUUAGUGAAGAAGAAUUAAAAAAAUUAAAAUUAGAAUAUGAACAAAAGAAACAAUAA